Molecule: messenger RNA, 1847 nt
Organism: Impatiens glandulifera
Lineage: Eukaryota; Viridiplantae; Streptophyta; Magnoliopsida; Ericales; Balsaminaceae
Product: peptidyl-prolyl cis-trans isomerase FKBP53
Exons: 11
Coding region: 143-1600 (485 amino acids)
Molecular function (GO): peptidyl-prolyl cis-trans isomerase activity
Source: RefSeq, a predicted model, not a curated record
AUGCGACGGCGCCUCCAUAGGGUUUCCAUAUUCUUACUUUUUUUAGGGCAUUUAACCUAAAAAAAACAGUGAGAGAGAACGAGCACAACAAAAUAUAGUAUUCCAUCUCUUACCUGGGUUUUAGCUUAAACCUUCUUUUACAAUGGCCUUCUGGGGGACUGAAGUAACUCCAGGUAAGCCGUAUACUCAUCGGUUCGAUGAACAGAAAGGAAGGCUUCACAUAUCCCAGGCAACGCUAGGGACUGGUUCAUCUACAAAGAAAAGCAUUCUACAGUGUACCAUUGGGGAUAAAAAGCCAAUUUACUUGUGUUCUUUCUUACCUGAAAAAUUGGAGACAUGUCCUCUAAAUCUCGAGUUUGAAGAGGAUGAUGAAGUGAUCUUUUCAGUUGUUGGGCCUCAUGUUGUUCAUCUGUCUGGUUUUUUUCUUGAGAAACUCCAUGAUGAUGUUGUUGGUGAAUAUGACUCUGACUCAUAUGGAGAAGAUAUCGCUGAUACUGAGUCUGACGAGUCCUCUGACUAUGAUUCUGAGGAGGGUUAUGAUGAUGACUUUAUUGUUGAUGAUAUGGACAUGUUCUCUCGACCAGCUGCAAAAAGUGGAGUGGUGAUUGAGGAAAUUGGUGAUGAUGAGAAACCUGUUGCUCAAAACGGUGCAUCAAGAAGAGAAAAGAAAAAGAAAUCUAGUUCAAUUGUUGACCACGAUAACUCUGAGCAUCAACUUGUUGUGAAGGGCGCAACUGACCCCAUUGUCGAAAGUGAGGAUGAUGAUGGUUUCCCAAUAUCUUCUGCUCCUAUUGGGAAAGUUGACUCCCCAAGUAAAAAAGAAGACAAAAAAGUAAAUGCUAAAAACAACAAAAUCAAGGAAAAAAAUGAUUCUAGCCAAUCUAAGGGCUUGAAAAGAAAAGCAGAGGUUAUUGAAGAUGAACAGACAAGGGAGACAGACCAUAACUCUGCAGUUGAAAAUACAGAAGUAGUUCCUGAAUCUAAUGAAAAGACAAAGAAAGAUAAGAAGAAGAAAAAAGCUAAGACCAAUGAGGAAAAAGUCUCUGAAGUUGGUACUCAAGGUACACCAAUUGCCAUGGAUAAAGACAAAACCCUUGUGAAUGAUUCCUCAUCUACCGUUGAGAAGAAGAAAAAGAAGAAAAAGAACAAGAAGGAGAAGGAGACUGAAUCUAACAAGAAUUCUGAAGUUUCUGUUACUGAUAAGAAGGAUUCCAAAGAAGAUAACAUUGAGAAGUCUGAAACCAAACCAUACCAAUCAAGGACCUUCCCCAAUGGAUUGGUCAUUGAUGAACUAAAAAUGGGCAAACCCGAUGCUAAAAAAGCCUCCCCUGGGAAAAAGGUUAGUGUUCAUUACAUUGGAAAGUUGAAAAAAAAUGAGAAAAUAUUUGAUUCCAAUAUUGGCAAAGCACCUUUCAAGUUCCUCCUAGGUGUAGGACAAGUUAUUAAAGGAUGGGACGUAGGAGUUAAUGGAAUGCGUGUAGGGGAUAAAAGAAGGAUCACCAUUCCUCCAGCCAUGGGUUAUGGGAGUAAAGGUGCAGGUGGGGCUAUUCCACCAAAUGCAUGGUUGGUUUUUGAUGUGGAAUUGGUGGAUGUUCGUUGAUCAGCCUCCUGAAGUUAUCUGGUGAUGCAAAUAGGUUUUUGAUGAUUGCUGUUAUUGGUAAAUGAUCAUUGGUGUUUCUGGUUUUGAGUUCUUAUCACAAAUUUUGGGACUUAGAUUUAUUUUGUCUUUCCUGGUUGUAUUUGAAACAAGGUAUCAACUGAACCAACCCCUAUCUGCUUUAAUGAAUUUAUUUGUAAGGGAUAUAAGAACUUGUAUCCCUUUUGUUAUCGAGAUCUUCUAUUUCUUA